AUGGCCACCAGCACCACGGAGGGCAGUGCUCCAUCCGCGGCCAGGGUAGAGCCACAGGAGCCUGACUCAGAACCUAGCUUAGGACCCGGCUCAGACCCUCAACCUGAGCCCAGCAUCACUCACAGCCCAGACAAGAACCAGGACCAAGACCAGGUCAAAGACCAGGACCAAGACCAGGAGCGGAAACAGGACCAAGAACAGGACCAGAAACAGAACCAAAACCACAACCAGACCUCCACUCUGCCAGAGAGGGAGGAUGAAGAGGAUGAGGAAGAGGAAGAGGAGGACGGAAGGAGGAAGGCAACGGGGCCGACCCCGGAGGACCAGGGCCUUCAGGGGCGGGGUUCAGACCCGGACCAGACGGAGGAGAGGUUUCGGAUCGACCGGAAGAAGCUGGAGUGUAUGUUGUAUGGUCCAAGGCGAGGAGACGGCCUGUCAGGAGAGGAGUUCUUUGAGAGGGUGAUGAGGGAGACAGACACCCAGGUGAAAUGGCCGUCCAAGUUGAAAAUCGGUGCCAAGUCCAAGAAAGACCCCCAUGUGAAGGUGGAGGGAAAGAGAGCUAAUGUUCUGGAAGCCAAAAGGAAAAUCUUGGAAGUUCUGGAGACCAAGGUGAACAAGGUGACCCUGAAGAUGGACGUGGCCCACACUGAGCACUCCCAUGUGAUCGGUAAAGGGGGCGGGAACAUCAAGAACGUCAUGGGGGUCACUUCCUGUCACAUCCACUUCCCGGACUCCAACCGCCACAACGCCACGGGGGAGAAGAGCAACCAGGUGUCCAUCGCCGGGCCUGUUGAGGGGGUGGAGGCCGCGCGGAGAAGCAUCAGAGACCUGCAGCCUCUGGCCCUGACCUUCGACCUCCCGGCCAGCCCGGUACCCCAGCCCCAGCUGGACGCGGGCUCCCCCGUCAUCCAGCAGGUGUCCCAGGCCCUGGGGGUGGGGGUGAGCUUCAGGGCCAUCCCCCCCCAGCCCCCGCCGGCCCACCAGAGCCCCCCGGCCCAGCCGCUGUACGCCAGCCGCUGCUGCGUGCGCGGGCUGCAGGGGAAAGCGGCGGACGUCCAGAAGGCGGUGUGCGUCCUGAUGGAGCUGCUGCUGGGGCCGGAGGUCGGGGGUCAGGGGGCGGGGCUGAUCGUCUCCAGCCAGCUGGACGUCACCUCCCAGCAGCACCUCUUCAUGCUGGGCCAGAACGGAGCGCACUUCCUGGCCGUCAUGCACCAGACCCAGACCCAGAUCAUCCUGCCGGACCCCAGCGCUCCCCAGAGCCCCCCCUCGCUGCUGGUCCAGGGCAGCCCAGAGGGCGUGUGCCUGGCCCGGCAGCAGCUCAUGGACUGCCUCCCUGUGUGUCUGAUGUUUGACAUGCGUGAGGAGGGGGAGACGGACCCCCGGAGACUGAACCAGAUGAUGCAGGACCUUGAGGUCUUCAUCAGCAUCAAACCCAAGGUCAAACAGACCAGCAAGUCGGUGGUGGUGAAGGGUCUGGAGAGGAACAUGUCCAGCCUGUACGAGGCGCGGCGUCUGCUCCUGGGUCUGGACUCCUGUGAGAUCGCCAAGGUUACCCAGCCGACCCCUGACCCCACCAACGGGCUGACUCACUAUUGGCUGAGCAUGUUGCUGCAGCAGCUACGCCUGGCUGAACAAGGUGAGUGUCCUCAGCCUUCCUGCCCUUUGUUCAGCCAGGUGGCGAUGGGUUCUCAGUGUCACAACAACAAGCCCCGCCCAUCAAUGCCCCCAGGCUUGACCACGCCCACCGAGGAAGGCCGGUCGGGUCUGAGCUGGACCGGGUCCGACUGCCGUCCUCUGGAGAAGAUCCUGGAAAACGAGGACCACUCCGGCCAAUCAGAGCAGGAGAGGGGCGGGCCCAUGUUGAUGACCUCAGCGGAGGCGGGGGAGGCGGUGACUAACGGCGGCCACGCCCCUCGGAUGCUGAGCGGACGCAGGGGCAGCCUGCAGGGUCCCGAGCACUGCAGGGUGUUCAGCCUGGGGAGGAGGCACUCCACGGGGCAGGCCGUCACACACAGACGGCCUGCACUCACUGACCUGAGUCCACACGAUUACGACUACGAGCAGAAGAAGCUGCUCGCCUCCCGAGCCAUGCAGAGGAAGCCCAUGGUGACGGAGGUCCAGACCCCCACAGACCACUGGAGCGGCCUGGGCUUCUCCAAGUCCAUGCCGGCCGAGGCUGUGAAGGAGCUCCGCAACGUUAGCCGCCGCAGCUACAAGCCCUACCUGAGUGACGGCAGCGCCAGCCAACAACUGGCUUGGGCCCACCAGGCCCUGAGGGACAGAGCGUGUAACGGCAGUAACUCGGACAACUGGAGGGACAGGCGGGGCUCGGCGUCUUCGGUCUCGUCAGUCCCCACCUCCUCCUCUUCCUCCUCCUCACCCUCAUCACCUCCUGCCCAGUUCUCCUCCUUCUUCUCCUCUUCCGCCUCCUCCGGCAAUCCUUUACCUCCUUUGGUGUCCUCCUCUUGUAACAGAGGGAGGGGAAACGACAAGGUCGCGGACAGCUUCAUGUGCAGCAGUGGCAGUUACUUUGAGGGCGGGGCCUCUUGUUCUAGGAGGGCGUCGACAUGCAGCCAGAGAAGCCCCUCCCCCCUGGAGGACGACCUGCCGGAGGUUCUCUGUCAGCUGGGCCUCGGGAAAUAUGUGGAUGUGCUCCAUCAGCAAGAGAUUGACUACCAGACCUUCCUGACUCUGUCUGAUGAGGAUCUGAAAGAGGUGGGGGUCUCCACCUUUGGGGCCCGACGCAAGAUGUUAUUGGCAAUCUGUGAGUUGACCAGAAGCAAGAGGAGACUCUCAGACACGUCCAGUGUGAAGUCAGUCUACCUGGAGGGCGGGGCUAGCGGGCGACUCCCACCAAUCGUGGAUUUGGAGGUGGCUGGGCAGAGCAAGCAUUGGUGA
This is a messenger RNA of Gadus chalcogrammus (walleye pollock), 2898 nucleotides long. It is a transcript of the gene bicc2, whose product is annotated as bicaudal C homolog 2. Gene Ontology annotation, cellular component: cytoplasm. The coding region runs from base 1 to 2898 and encodes 965 amino acids. The transcript is spliced from 20 exons. Gene Ontology annotation, molecular function: protein binding; RNA binding. NCBI's taxonomy places the organism in Eukaryota, Metazoa, Chordata, Actinopteri, Gadiformes, Gadidae. The record is from RefSeq and is a predicted model, not a curated record.